UUGUAUUUUGCAUCUAUUCUAUUCGUUUGGUACUGAAGCACGCUCAGUUUACUUUGAGAUUUUCAUCUGAAAUCAGUGUUACGAAUCAGAUUAUAUUUUUAUUUUUCUUCCUAAACAAUGAUAAUAAAAAUUAAUUCGAGUCAAUUAAAUCAAUUCAAGUCAUUAUUGUUAAUAUUAUUUUUGUCGAUGAAACUGUCUCGCUUGUAUGCAAUUCAUAUUUGCGAAUUAGAAACCUCAAAAUUAACAGAUGUUUCUCCAGUGUGUCGAUUUAAAAAAGAUCAUUUAAUUUGUCACGGCGGAAUUGAAUCACAAAAAAUAGGAUCGAAAAAAUUGCGCAGUUUAACAUUCUGCGACUGGCCGGACACGAAUUUUGAUUCAGAAAUUUUACAGUAUUUUCCAUCUUUGCAAAAUUUUUCUAUUAUUAACGGGAGUUUAAAAAAUAUAAGUCCUUUUCCAAAGGAGGCAGAAAAAUUAGAGAAACUAGAAAUUAUUGGAACGAAAUUAGAAAAAUUUCACGAAGAAUUUUUGAAAAAUUUAUCAUCACUUCGAAUUCUCGAUUUAAGGUAUAAUAAUCUAAGUGAAAUAAAUCCAGAAGUUUUCAAUUUAACAACAUUGCAAUCAAUUUAUCUGUUUGGUAACCCUUGGAAAUGUAGAAAAGAAAUGUCAUGGAUUUUAAAUGCAGAAAAUUAUUCCAUCGCUAAUAAAAUUGAUGACAAAUUUGAUUUGCAAUGCUCGACGCCAUACGAUGGACGGCCACUUGUUCCAGUUGUUGAGAUAUUAGUAGCCCUAAACGAUGAAUGUAAACGCACUGUUUGUGAAUGUCAAUUGACUUAUGUUUACGGACGUGUCGACAGACAAAUUCAAAAGCAACUAAUGGCUUUCGUUACUGUUAAUUGUAGUAAUAGAAGAUUAACCGAAAUGCCAUCGUUUUUGCCAGCAAACACGACUGUUCUUCAACUUUCGGAAAAUAAGAUUACGGACUUAACACCUUUGAAGGCAAAUCCUGUUUACAAGCGAGUCUUGGAUCUUUAUUUGGAUUAUAAUUUAGUAGAGACUGUUAGUCUUCUUGAUGGUUCAUAUUGGCUCGAAAACUUUCGACUUCUCAGUCUUCGUAAUAAUAAAUUAACAGAUCUUCCAACUUAUGCUCUGGAGCAUGUUUUACCUCACAGCAUAAAUUCAGCUCGUUUAUAUCUUGGGAAUAAUCCAUGGAGAUGUGAUUGUUUGUUUACUCCAGGAUUUCAGGAUUUUUUAAUUCGAUUUGCAAAUUUAGUAAAAGAUAUCAAUGAUAUUCGAUGUUCGAGUGACGCAGAUGAAAAUGCAAACAAACAGAUUAGAGAAUUGAAAAGAACUGAAGUUUGUGUCACCCCAGACGACGAUUAUUGGCUGCCUUUAGAUAUUUUAAACAUUAUACUUGCUUUCUUAAUAUUUCUUGUUAUUGGAAAAUUAUUGUACGAUUAUUGGUGUUUCAAAAGAACUGGAAAAUUACCAUGGAUAGUAACAAAAAUACCUUAAUUUAUCAAAAUAAAUUAAUUUGUGUGUUAAAAAUUUUAUAAACAAAACAUUACCUUUUGU
Leptopilina heterotoma is the source of this 1572-nucleotide messenger RNA. It is a transcript of the gene swi2, whose product is annotated as protein singed wings 2. Gene Ontology annotation, molecular function: protein binding. Gene Ontology annotation, cellular component: plasma membrane. Bases 118 to 1512 code for a protein of 464 amino acids. Lineage: Eukaryota; Metazoa; Arthropoda; Insecta; Hymenoptera; Figitidae. The record is from RefSeq and is a predicted model, not a curated record. The transcript is spliced from 10 exons.